CUCGACUUUCUACAUACUACCACUUCUACAACACUAUCCAACAAUGAGCAACAUCACCGUCGGUGUCCUUGCUUUGCAAGGCGCUUUCUACGAACAUGUGCAAUUGCUGAAGCAGGCCGCGACCACUGCCUCGGCCAACGACAAUGUUUCCAAGGCACAAUGGGAGUUCAUCGAAGUCCGCACCCCGCAGGAAUUGGCCCGGUGCGAUGCGCUCGUUCUGCCCGGAGGCGAAAGCACCACAAUGUCCCUCGUCGCGGCACGGUCCAAUCUCCUGGAGCCUCUGAGGGACUUCGUCAAAGUCCACCGCAAGCCAACUUGGGGAACCUGCGCCGGCCUGAUCCUACUCGCUGAGUCGGCGAACCGAACGAAGAAAGGCGGCCAGGAAUUGAUCGGAGGUCUGGAUGUGCGCGUGAACAGAAACCACUUCGGCCGGCAAACAGAAAGCUUCCAGGCGCCACUGGAUUUGCCCUUCUUGGGGCCUGACGAGCCCGCUUUCCCAGCCGUCUUUAUUCGCGCCCCGGUUGUGGAGAAGCUUCUCCCACACCACGAGGGUAUCCAGCUGGGUGAGGCCAAGCUAGAUGACACCGUCGUGGCACCUUCUCGACACGCGGAGAGCGAGGCAGCCCUGGCCGCCAUGGAGGACCAUGUGCAGGUGCUGGCCACUCUACCUGGAACAGCCGCCAAGAUAGCCUGCGAGUCUGACCCAGAGAAGGAGACGGGUGACAUCAUCGCUGUCAAGCAAGGCAAUGUCUUCGGGACCAGUUUCCACCCCGAGUUGACGGCGGAUGCCAGAAUCCACCUGUGGUGGUUGCGCCAGGUCGAAGAGUCGGUCCGGAAGAGAAACGAAAAGCACUGAGAGGAUGCUUUGCAUGAAUGAAAAUGCCAUUGAGCAUCGUUCUUGCCGCCGCAUGGGGUAUUGGGUACGAAAACUUCUUUGGACAUGCCUUUCUUUACACCAAGCGAUAGCGAUAGAAAAUAGAUUGUACAUAAACGCCGUAUUUGCGCCAACCGGAUGGAACCA
This is a messenger RNA of Aspergillus fijiensis CBS 313.89, 1021 nucleotides long. Its product is annotated as pyridoxal 5'-phosphate synthase subunit PdxT. The record is from RefSeq and is a predicted model, not a curated record. Gene Ontology annotation, cellular component: cytosol; glutaminase complex. The coding region runs from base 44 to 856 and encodes 270 amino acids. Lineage: Eukaryota; Fungi; Ascomycota; Eurotiomycetes; Eurotiales; Aspergillaceae. Gene Ontology annotation, biological process: pyridoxine metabolic process; pyridoxal 5'-phosphate biosynthetic process. Gene Ontology annotation, molecular function: glutaminase activity. The transcript has 2 exons.